Messenger RNA from Pyricularia oryzae 70-15, 2417 nucleotides. RefSeq lists its product as uncharacterized. The transcript has 2 exons. Gene Ontology annotation, biological process: microtubule-based movement. NCBI's taxonomy places the organism in Eukaryota, Fungi, Ascomycota, Sordariomycetes, Magnaporthales, Pyriculariaceae. Bases 400 to 2220 code for a protein of 606 amino acids. The record is from RefSeq and is a predicted model, not a curated record.
GCUCGCUUUGAUAGAAACGAAACAGUGAACAAAAGUGCUAACCCAACCUCAAUAAUACCUUGCAUAUCUCACUGAGGUCCCCAGGUAUACUUUUGGUUCGCAUCCCGGAGUUUGGUACAGGAAAUUCAAGGACACAAAUCGCACCACAAGGGCCAGGAUUAUUUUUUUUGUUAAAAAAAAAAAAAAAAAACGGCUUGCUUCAGUUGGCAAAUAAUACUGGGCUCGGCAUUCAUACAAAAUGCUCUAAGCUCCGCAAUGCAACAAACCGCAUGCGCCUCCAGCCUAAAAAAAUAACAGCAACAACAUAUAUCCCUGGGUUGCCUAAUCUAUAAGGUACUCUACCUUCCGGUGUAGAGCAACCACCAAAACCAAAACAACCCAAAACAUAGGUCCGACGUUAUGGCUUCCACCCCCGGCCCCAACCCCGCCCACCGCUCCGUGGCUAGCAUCCGGGCCGGCGGUGCAGCGGGCGUCGGAAGCCGCACCACCACGGGAGCCCAGGACCCGACUUCACCAACAGGGAGUCCACACACGCCUCUCCGUGGAAUCUCGUCGACCUUUGCCUCGCCGUCUAGUCUGCGUGCCGAGGAGGAUACCAUCGUGGUAGAGCUUGGCGCCCGGCGAAUGCGCGUAGGCUUUGCCGGCGAUCCCUUGUGCAAAGGAACUGUCGAGUUUGGGCCAGACCAGAUGCGCCGCGUCGGCGACUUUCGCGCCUGGGAGAGGUCCUAUGUGGACGACUGGAGGAAGAGGGAGGAUCCGGGACAGCAGCAGGACUGGGGUGCGGAUCGCGAACUAUGGCGUCUUGAUCUUCGUGGACUGGACCUGGGCCUCGUUGCCGACAAGCUCGAACGCGGUUUGAGGGACGCCUUUGCCAAAUAUCUCCUCAUUGACUCGAGACCACGGAAAAUGGCUCUGGUGCUUCAAACGGCGAUCCCCAUACCAUUGUUGUCGACAGUACUUGAAACGCUCUUCACCCGCUUCCAAUCACCCCAAAUUUCCUUCUUCUCACCCCCGGUCAUGACCGCAGCUGCUGCAGGGUUGCGCGCGGGUCUAGUUAUAGACCUAGGCUGGGCCGAGACCGUCGUCACAAGCGUGUACCAGUAUCGUGAGGUCCAAUGUACUCGAUCAGUCCGCGCUGGCCGCGCCCUCGUCGAGCAGACUCAUCGCCUGCUUGCUGACGAGAUGGCAAACCCAGGACACAGCAGAUCACGGCUGAAGGAUGGGGGAGCAAGUGGCGACAACCCGUCGAAGCGACUGAUAAGUUUCUCCGAAUGUGAGGACAUAGUGUCACGAAUCAUAUGGUGUAGGCCUGCAGGCGGUUCAGCACGUCAGAAGCCGUCCGACUUGACCGAUGGCCUCCCGACGGUUGCCGAGGAGCAGGAAGACGAGCCGCCACAGAAUCAAGUAGACAGUACCCCUAUCGAAAUCCGGCUGACCUCUACCAGCCCACCCACAACGGUCACACUCCCUUUCGACCACCUCUCAGAGCCCUGCGAGGACACCUUCUUCGAGACACAGUACUCGCGCGCCAGCUUCGACGACCACGAACAGCCCAUACACCUCCUGGUCUACAAGCACCUGCUCAGCCUCCCUAUCGACGUCCGAUCCAUCUGCAUGUCUCGAAUCAUCUUCACCGGCGGCUGCUCUGCCGUCCUAGGCCUCCGGGGCCGCAUUUUCGACGAGAUCACCAUGCUCAUCCGUGAGCGCGGCUGGGAUCCAAUCUGGGGCAGGGGGAUCGAGCAGUACCGCAACAACUCCAGAUUCAAGAAGAAUAACGGCGGCGGGGACGACCAAUCGACAACGGUCACCGAUAAGCCUGGCACUGGCGGUAACGGUGCUGCCGAUGCCAAGCCGGCCCCGGACCCCGUCGAGGCCCAGAUCAAGCGCUCGUCCAACAUUGACGCAAAAAAGAUGCGCGACGCCGACGCCGCCUCGACUCACGGCGAGCUGCGAGCCAUUGAGUCUCUCGGCCCCUGGGCAGGCGCAAGUCUCUUGGCCCAUCUCAAGCCGCCUGUCAUCGCCUCCGUUGACCGCGACCAGUGGCUGGCCCAGGGUGUCGCCGGAGCGGUCAGGGCGGCCGACGUUGACGUCAAGGCCACCGGGCAGCAGAGGCAGAGCAUGGCUACCGGCGGGCUCAUGGCCAUGCGAUCCGCAUCUGGUGCAGGGGGCCCGGCUGCCGCGAAUUGGACCUUGGGCGCUUGGGGCAACCUUGGUCUUUGAGCCAAGGAGGGCACGCAACAUGAUAUGUGGACAGAGAAUGGACAACUCUUUUACUGUGCGAUUGUUUAAUAAAGAGGUGACUGUUCUGUUUUCGAUCUCGGGCUUUCAUAGGCUUUCGUAGUAAAGACAAUUCGAUACCCCAAACCAUAUGAUCCACGUUUCUUUGUAUACUGGUCAUAUCACAAUUAUAUAUUGGC